Messenger RNA from Rana temporaria (common frog), 793 nucleotides. RefSeq names its product fish-egg lectin-like. The record is from RefSeq and is a predicted model, not a curated record. Bases 53 to 793 code for a protein of 246 amino acids. NCBI's taxonomy places the organism in Eukaryota, Metazoa, Chordata, Amphibia, Anura, Ranidae. The transcript has 4 exons.
AGCCAAGUCUCCCAGAUCUCUAUACCUGACACCUCCAUCCUCACCUGCCAAGAUGUUGUUUGCUGUGAGCCUCCUCCAGCUUUGUGCCGGAAUCUCUGUCUCUGCAGAUCUUCAGUGUACAACAAUCCCAGGAAAACUGAGACAGAUUGAUGCCGGCGCUGGUGAAGUGUACGGUGUGAACGAUAAUGAUGACAUUUUCCGCUGGGUAGACAAUGGCUGGCAGAACGUUCCUGGAAAGCUCGUCCAUGUUUCUGUUGGACCUGCUGGAGUUUGGGGUGUGAACCGAGCCAACGUCAUCUAUAAGCUCCAGGACAAUGAAUGGAUGUCUGUAUCAGGGCUCUUGAAGCAGGUGGAUGCUGGAGGUAAUAAGUACUUGAGUGGAGUGAAUGCACAGGACGGCAUCUUCUGCUUGAGACAGAGUUGCACAGUUUCAAGAUCUUCUGCUGUAACCUGGACCCAACUGGAAGGGGACCUUAAAUAUUACAGCUGUGGUUUAUUUGGCUGCUGGGGAAUCAACAAACCAAACAAUAUUUACUUCCGCAACAAUGUCAACCCAACAGCCUGCCAGGGAACCCAAUGGCAGCAGGUUGGAGGCAAUCUGGUAAUGGCAGAGGUUGGUACCGAUGGUUCUGUGUAUGGUGUUAACUCAGCAGGCAACGUGUACAGAAGGUAUUUUCCUUUUUUUUUUCAUAUAUGUAUUCAAGAUUGUUACUUUGGCAAAGUGUUAAUGGUUGGAUGUAGUAAGAAGGAGAGUCCCGGGUUCCUGGAUGCUGAAGAAUCCAUCUAUGGCUGA